Prinia subflava (tawny-flanked prinia) is the source of this 1600-nucleotide messenger RNA. It is a transcript of the gene REM1, whose product is annotated as RRAD and GEM like GTPase 1. The transcript is spliced from 4 exons. The record is from RefSeq and is a predicted model, not a curated record. Gene Ontology annotation, biological process: negative regulation of high voltage-gated calcium channel activity. Gene Ontology annotation, cellular component: plasma membrane. NCBI's taxonomy places the organism in Eukaryota, Metazoa, Chordata, Aves, Passeriformes, Cisticolidae. Bases 141 to 1016 code for a protein of 291 amino acids. Gene Ontology annotation, molecular function: GTPase activity; calcium channel regulator activity; GTP binding.
CCCCAGUUGCCAUCGGCUCAGAGCGGGAGCGGCUCCAGAGGCGGCAGCGGCGCGGUCGGGGGCUGCUGGGUGCGGGUGCCCUUCGGGGAGACACCCACUCCCCCGCCCACCCUACGGCCCCCCUGCCCUCGGUGCUGGUGAUGACCCUGAACACGCAGCCCGGGAGCAGGAGCCCGCUGCGGCGGAGGGCCAGCACCCCGCUCCCGCGGCCGGGUGGCUCUGGGGCCGCUUUGCGGGGUGAGCCCUGUCACCCCCAGCUCGGCCACACCGCCUCCGAGCCGGGCAGCCGGGCCCCCCGCGGCAGCGGGUCCGCCGACUCCUCGGGCUCCCCAAGCCUCAGGGAGCCCCGGUACCGAGUGGUGCUGCUGGGUGACCCCGGCGUGGGGAAGACCAGCCUGGUCAACCUCUUCGCCGGCGUCCAGGAGAGGGACCUGCUGGACCAGCACGGAGGGGCCGCGUACGAGCGCAGGCUGACUGUGGAUGGCGAGGAGACCACGCUGCUGGUGCUGGACACCUGGGAGCCAGAGCAGAGGGGUGAGGAGAGCCAGCGCCACAGCCACUGCCUGCAGAUAGGGAACGCUUACAUCAUUGUUUACUCUGUCACUGACCGGGACAGCUUCGAGAGCGCCUCCGAGCUGCGCAUCCAACUGCGCCGUGCGCGCCAGGCUGAGGACAUCCCCAUCAUCCUGGUGGGGAACAAAACUGACCUGGUGCGCUGCCGUGAGGUGUCUGAGGAAGAGGGCCAGGCCUGCGCUGCUGUCUUCGACUGCAAGUUCAUUGAGACGUCGGCAGCUCUGCAGCACAACGUGGCCGAGCUCUUCGAGGGGGUGGUGCGGCAGAUCCGCCUGCGCCGAGGGGGCAAAAAGUCCCACCUGCACCCCACACCUGGCCAGAAGCACAAGGAGAGCCUCACCACCAGAGCCCGGCACUUCCUCGACAGGCUGGUGGCCAGGAACAGCAGCAAAGUGGCCCUCAAAGUCCGUUCCAAGUCCUGCCAUGACCUGUCUGUGCUCUGAGAGCCACGGUCCUGUCUCUCCACACAUGCCAGCUGGGAGUCUGCUCUCUGCCAGCAGUGUGGCCAGUGGCUCUGUGGAGAGCUCAGAUAGGGCUGGAGUGAUGCUGAAGAUGUGGAGCUGUUUUUACUGGUGCUGAGCGAUGCAAAGGUGCUCUGGAUCCAGCCACUCCCCUCCAGGAGAGGGGAUAAGUGGGACCAGGUUCAUGCAGUGGAGGAUGGGAUGGGUACCUGUACUUGGGGUGGUAAGAUUUUGGAUCACAGCUGCUCCUGCAGAGCAGAGGUGAGUGGUAGCUGUGCCCCAGAGCAGGGCUGGAGGCUACCAGGAGUGUGGCAGGUCCCGCUCACAGUGCCAUCCUUUGCAGGGCAGCAGGGACUGGAAGGGCACCAUGGCAUUGUCCACCUUGGACAGCCUGGAGCCUGGCUGGGAAGAGGGGGCAGGGGAGCACCAGUGGCAUCACCUGGCACCCUGAUCCUGCUGUGCCAGGGCUUUGUGCCAUGUCCCACUGGCACCAGUGUUUCUGUGCUCUCUCUGUACUGGUGGGAUGGGGAAACCCUUGAUCUGCAGAAUAAACCGCGUCAGGGAGG